Messenger RNA from Mizuhopecten yessoensis (Yesso scallop), 4236 nucleotides. RefSeq lists its product as uncharacterized. NCBI's taxonomy places the organism in Eukaryota, Metazoa, Mollusca, Bivalvia, Pectinida, Pectinidae. The transcript has 2 exons. Gene Ontology annotation, molecular function: protein binding. Bases 353 to 2491 code for a protein of 712 amino acids. The record is from RefSeq and is a predicted model, not a curated record.
UUACAUACGCGUCAGAGUUUGCCUUUUUCACAUGAAAUAUUUUGUUGUUUAUUGAUGUAUCAUGACACGCUUACUCACAAUACAAGUGGUACUUGACCGACUGUCGUCGCCAUCGAAACAGGAAGUAUUUGCAGCGCUUAAAACGGACCAGAUUAUUCUAAAAGCCUUAGUUACGAGACGUACAGAGCAGAGCAGAGUCAAGACAUGUUCCUUACUUGCAAGCCAGAGCCCAGAGUCACCCUGCAACAACAGACUUAUUAGUGUUCAGUCGUCAUUCACAUUGCAAUUUUAAGCCAAGGAGUCUACAAAGUUUGAUGCUGUUUGCAGAUUAAGUCCUGAAGGUAAACAUCUGAUGAUGGAUUCCACAGGGAACGAGCGGAUGUCAGUGCUUCUGUCAAAAUACAUCGAAUGGGCUUUCAUGGUGACACAAGAAGAGGUAGAUAUCAGAAGAAAGUCAUAUGUUUCACUGGGGUAUUUUCAAAGUGAUGAAUCACUUUCUGUCUUUCGAGCUGGAAGUACUGCAGAGGGAGUUGAUCUAUUGGGUUCAGAUAGAGACACAAUGGUCAUUUGUAAGGAAAUUAUAGUUAUGUACCCUGAUCAGUGUAUUCCUCCAAAUAUGGCACACAAAACAAUUCUGUACGCAAGAGCAGCAGAUUGCCGCCCUGGCUAUGUCUUCCUCCAGCUUCAUCAGUUACAAAAAAGAGAACCCGUAUUGUGUAAUGCACUAGUUAGAAUUAAGGAUUCGAUGUUUGUUUCCAGUGAUAUCUUUAGAGAGCAAUUUGUCAGUGGCGUUCGUAAACAAUUAGGGGUGAAAGUGGAAUCGAAUGGACCAGCCUGUACACAAGAUACAAUGGCAGGUGAUCAACAACAAGACAUUGCUUUGUGUUUUCCAUGGCAUAGUUGGCCAAAGGAAGCUAAUGAAUGGAUUACACGUACACGUCUGUAUGGAUGGCCACAUCAAACCUUGAUAGACAAUAUCGUACACCAUGGAUGUCAUCUUGUCCCAGUUGGAGACAAGUGUUCUGAGAACACUUUUCUCCAAUGGAGAUUUUCAUUUGCAACAGCAGAGAGAUCUUUAGUUCACUCCUUUAGUCACAUCCAAUUCAAAGUUUAUACUUUGCUGAAAUAUUAUUUGAAACAAAUAAAAGGAGUAUUAAAAGAAACCAUUGGGGAUGAUGAUAUCUUGUGCUCCUAUUUCUUAAAGACAAUCCUUUUUCAUGCUAUUGAGAAUUCCAACCAACUGUUCUGGCAAGAGAAAAACCUAUUUUAUUGUUUUUGGUUUUGCUUCAAAAUACUUAUUGCUUUGGUCAAGGCAGGUUUCUGUCCCAGUUACUUCAUCCCAGCCAACAACCUAUUCAAGAGGAAAGUCCAUGGAGAACAUCAGCAAAUUCUGUUAGAUGUUUUGAGCAACUACCACCAGAUGAAGUGGAUGUGUCUUUCAGUUGGAAACUUCAUCAAACCUAUAUGGGAACAACUGUGUGAUUCUUCAGUACAAGCUGUACUUUUGAACCCCAAGACUACAAAGACCACUGCAUUCGAACAAGAUAGACAACUUAUGUGCCAUCUGCAACACAUAAUUUGCAUAUAUAAAGCUUCAUUUAGUAAUCGUAGUACCUUCAGGAAGGCAAUUAAUUCAUUUUCGACAUCACAGUCAGAAUCAGAUGAACUUUUCACAUUCACUUAUGCUAUGCCAUACCUACAAAGUCUUGCAACAGAGCAGGUUUAUCCGGAGCACAUGGUUGCUACAGACAACAAGACCAGGUACAGAAGUCUAAGGAAAUGUAAACACUUGAUGGUUACCACAGCCUCCAUGGGAACGGAACUGCUAAAUUUGGCAACUUUUCAUUUUUUGACUGGAAAUUUCUUUAAAACUCUGGAAAUGUGCGAACAAGUGAUGAAACUAGCAUCAUAUUACACCAGAUAUAUAGAUUUACAUCCAGAACUACGGGCAGUGUAUAGCCAUUUGUAUCAUCAAUUUGAACAUUCCUCAGACAGGCUUAAGAAAAUGUACACAAACAAAUUGUCUUUUUCAAAGAAGGGCUUGUAUCUUCCUCAUCUCUGUCAGGAAAUGUUAAAAGGACAAACAGAUAUGAUUAUCCCACCACUACCCUAUGCACUGCUCCUGUCCUUCCUCUGCUGUCAUGAACUUGGAGAUACUACAGGGCGUGAUGAAGCAUUAAGGCUCCUCAUAGAGGUCCAGAGUGAUGAUGACCAAGGAGGACACCGAUUCUGGAUAGUCCACACUCUCCUGGGGAUCUGUUACCAGACACUCGGGGACAAUCACAGGACCAUCAGGGCUUACUGGGAUUCAGCACAGUCACAGGCUGAUUAUCAAGUGUGGAAUCCUGCCAUCGAGAGGAUAGCGGUGGUGUAUCUAUGUAUGUAUGCCAGACAGAGGCUAGCUGUGGUGUAUCUAUGUAUGUAUGCCAGACAGAGGCUAGCUGUUGUGUAUCUACGUAUGUAUGCUAGACAGAAGUCUGUUCAAGGCUAGCAGUGGUGUAACUAUGUAUGUAUGCCACACAGAAGUCUGAUCAAGGCUAGCAGUGGUGUAGCUAUGUAUGUACGCCAGACAGAAGUCUGAUCGAGGCUAGCAGUGGUGAAUCUAUGUAUGUAUGCCAGACAGAAGUCUGAUCGAGGCUAGCAGUGGGGUAUCUAUGUAUGUAUGUCUCACAAAGGUCUGAUAGAGGAUAGCUGUUGUGUAUUUAUGUAUGUAUGUUUCAUAAAAGUCUGACAGAGGAUAGCAGUGAUGUAUCUAUGUAUGUCUCACAAAAUUUCACCAUAUACAUGUAUUAUCAAAUGCAUUAUUACUGUGAAUUCAUACCGCAAUUACAUUUGCUUUGGAUCCUGUACAGUGUUCAGUUGAAGACCUUAACGUAACACAAGGACUGUGCUGUCUUCAAUCUGAUAUUGUAUUAUUAUUACUUGUAUACUAAAUGCGGUUUAUAACAUAUAUAUAUUACCUAUAUUGCAGACUGUAUCUAAUUAGUACUAUGUUAUGGGAGUUAUCCCCCUUUUCCCACCUAUUCCAUACUUUGUAAAAUAUGUCCAUUAAAUAUAUAAAUAUCUAAUAGUAUUUAAGUACAUAAUUGGCGGUGAAACUUUAGGCAAUGUCUAGAAGAAAUAUAUAAUCUGAAUUACUAAGCUGAUUAUUUUGUGAUCAUAGUAUUACAUAUAAUCAUCUAUACAUUUUAUAUAUCUGCAACUUUUCUUUAUACCAAAAAGUGCAGAUUGAAUCACAAUGGAUAGACAAACAUUGAUUAAAUCUACGUGUACAAGAAAUUAAACCAUCAAUCAACCAUCAAUCAACAUAAGUACAUAAUUAUAUUGUAUCCAUUGCUAAAUUAUAGUAAUGUACAUGUAUUAAACACCAGUUGCACGAGGUCUUGAAAUGUACACUUGGGUUUUUAUUCCUAUCUUCUUACGUUUGCAUUGUCUAAAAGGUUCUACGUCAAAUAUGAUACCUGCUUCUCAUGAUUAAUUAUUGACAAUAAGCAAAAUUGUAAUUAUUUAUCAUUAUAAUAUCAAUACAAUAGGUCCAUAUAUAUAUAUAUAUAUAUACCACCAAGGGUGAGGACUUAUAUAGGCUUUAAGCCUGUUGUCCAGUCCUUUUGACGGUGUAAUAUUCUUUAUGUAAAUAAAAUUUGUUGAAAUUGAAAUAUUUCAGUCCCUACCUGAACAAUUAUACUAAAGUUUCCUUAGUUUAAGUCGAAUGUUCAAAGGUGCCUAUCAGACUCAGAUAAAUUGUCUCAUUCUGGCACGGAUGGCCAGGUCCUGAUCAGCCAUCAAUGACAAUACCGUUGUUGUUCACUCCUGCGUAGCGACAAUCAAUCGACUGCCCAGGUUCUUUGUUUACGAAAGGUGUUUAAGUGCAGAAUUGAGACUUUCUAUGAUUUAAACAAUAAUAUUUACAUUUCUACUGAACUAGGACUCAAUAUAUGAAGGACCAUGGUGAGCUUAUGCCAUACCGGAGCGUCCGUCUUCCGUUCGUAAGCUUUUCCUUUAAAACGCUACUUGUCCUGAACGACCAAGUAGAUUUUGACUAAAUUUGGUCUGGAGCAUCCUUUGUAUAAACGGUAGGUGUGGCCCCCUCUGGGAGCAGAGGAGUGGGGCCCAAUAGGGGAAAUAGAGAUAAAUCUUAAAUAUCCUUCUUCUACAACAGGGAUUAAAAUAUUUCAUCCCGAUUUGGUCUGGAACAUCCUUGGGCCAAAGGGACUAAAUAUUGUAUUAACGGUGGGU